This is a messenger RNA of Rubroshorea leprosula, 1018 nucleotides long. The record is from the annotation of a GenBank genome assembly. Lineage: Eukaryota; Viridiplantae; Streptophyta; Magnoliopsida; Malvales; Dipterocarpaceae.
AAUCAUCCACUUCCCAUAACUAGUAAGAAGAUUUACUUCCUUAGAUCUACGAUGAGUGCCCAAACUGAAGGCAGGAGGCUAGAAGGUAAGGUGGCGCUGAUAACCGGUGGAGCCAGAGGCAUAGGAGAGACAGCUGCUAGACUCUUCGUCAAACAUGGUGCCAAAGUUCUAAUUGCAGACAUCCAAGACGAAUUAGGCCACUCCGUCUGUCAAGAACUUCAAACCCCGGACAGAGUCAACUAUGUCCACUGUGAUGUUACAUCUGAAUCUGAUGUCCAACAUGCUGUGGACUUGGCAGUGUCUUUGUAUGGAAAGCUCGAUAUCAUGUUCAACAACGCAGGGAUAUGUGGCUCAAGCAACACGAUAUUUGACUCGAACAAUGAAACAUUCAAGAAAGUCAUGGAGGUCGUUGCAUUUGGCGGGUAUUUAGGUGCCAAACAUGCUGCCAGGGUGAUGGUUCCUGCAAAGAAAGGGUGCAUCUUGUUCACAGCAAGUUCGGUCACGGAGUGCUUCGGAUUUGGUAUGCACGAAUAUGUGAUGGCGAAAUGUGCAAUUGUGGGAUUUGCUAAGAACCUGGCUGUGGAGUUGGGGCAGUAUGGGAUAAGAGUUAAUUGCAUUUCACCGUUUGCAGUUGCGACUCCAUUGAUGACAGAAAGGUUUGGGUUAACCAAGGAGAAAGCAGAUGAGGUGAUUGGUUCCUCGGCUACCUUGAAGGAGACUGCAUUGGAACCAGAGGACAUUGCUCAAACUGCUUUGUACCUUGCAAGCGAUGAGUCCAAGUAUGUAAGCGGAAUCAACCUGGUGGUUGAUGGAGGUUAUGGCCUCACCAAUCCCACUUUCCCAAUGGCUAUCAAGAGCAUACUUUUUCCUUGAAGAAAACAGAGGUGCUCUGUUCGGCUGUGAAGCCUAUUUUCUUCCAUGUCUCAAAUAAAAUUAGCAGGAAGUAUAAUCCUGUUUAUGGACUUGUUAAAAUCAUUCUAUCAUAAUUUCCCUUCCUUAAUAAUUUGUAUUCAUAUAA